AACCGGUGAAUGGCUCCUGUGUAGCCCAAGUGGGGGAAGGAGGGAGCGGGCGAGCUUGUGCGGCGGCCGCUGUCCUUCCCGCUGAGGCGCUGAGAGAUCAUGGAUCCCAACCGAAUUAUCCAGGCGCUCAAAGGCACCAUCGACCCCAAGCUGCGCCUCGCGGCCGAGAAUGAGCUCAACCAGUCCUACAAGAUAAUAAACUUUGCUCCUAGUCUGCUACAAAUCAUUGUUUCUGAUCAAGUGGAAUUCCCAGUCAGGCAAGCAGCUGCUAUUUACUUGAAAAACAUGGUGACACAAUACUGGCCAGACCGAGAGCCCCCGCCAGGAGAGGUGAUCUUUCCAUUCAAUAUUCACGAAAAUGAUCGUCAGCAGAUUCGGGAUAAUAUUGUAGAAGGAAUUAUUCGUUCUCCAGACUUAGUGAGAGCCCAGUUGACAAUGUGCCUUCGUGCUAUUAUUAAGCAUGACUUCCCAGGUCACUGGACAGCAGUGGUGGACAAGAUUGGGUUUUACCUACAGUCGUCCAAUAGCGGAAGCUGGCUUGGAAGCCUCCUGUGCCUGUACCAAUUGGUAAAAACCUAUGAAUAUAAGAAAGCCGAGGAACGAGAUCCUCUCAUUGCUGCAAUGCAAAUAUUCUUGCCUCGAAUUCAGCAACAGAUGAUCCAGCUUCUUCCUGACAACUCCCAUUAUUCUGUGCUCCUUCAGAAACAGAUCUUAAAAAUUUUCUAUGCACUUGUUCAGUACGCUUUGCCACUUCAGCUGGUGAAUAACCAAACGAUGACUCAGUGGAUGGAGAUUUUCCGGACUGUCAUUGACAGAAGUGUGCCUCCUGAAACUCUGCAGGUUGAUGAAGAUGAUCGUCCAGAAUUGGUGUGGUGGAAAUGUAAGAAGUGGGCUUUUCGGAUUGUUGCUCGUCUUUUUGAAAGGUAUGGUAGUCCUGGAAAUGUUACAAAAGAAUAUGUGGAAUUUUCUAAAUUCUUCUUGAAAACCUAUGCUGCGGGAAUCCAGCAGGUACUCCUAAAAAUCUUGGAACAAUACAGGCAGAAUGUCUAUGUAGCUCCACGUGUCCUUCAACAAACGUUAAACUAUCUGAAGCAGGGAGUCUAUCACUGUAUAACCUGGAAGCAGAUGAAACCCCAUAUGCAGACAUUGUGUGAAGAUGUCAUCUUUUCUCUGAUGUGUUAUAAAGAUGAGGAUGAAGAACUCUGGCAGGAGGACCCAUAUGAAUACAUCCGCAUUAAAUUUGAUGUGUUUGAGGAUUAUGCAUCCCCUACAAUAGCAGCCCAGAUUCUUCUGUACACUGCGGCGAAAAAACGAAAAGAAGUGUUACCAAAAAUGAUGGCAUUUUGUUAUCAGAUUCUCACUGAGCCCAACAUUGACCCUAGAAAGAAAGACGGGGCAUUACAUGUAAUUGGAUCACUAGCAGACAUUUUGCUGAAGAAAAGCAUGUUCAAGGACCAAAUGGAGUUGAUGCUGCAGAAUCAUGUCUUUCCAUUAUUUAUGUCAAAUCUUGGAUAUUUAAGAGCAAGAUCCUGUUGGACCCUUCGUUCAUUCAGCGCCUUAAAAUUUCACAAUGAGCUCAAUCUAAAGAAUGCCAUUGAACUGAUAAAAAAGAGCUUGAUUGAAGACAAAGAAAUGCCUGUCAAAAUGGAAGCUGCCAUUGCACUUCAGGCCUUGAUAAGCCAUCAGGAGCAAGCAAAGGAAUACAUUAAGCCCUACAUCAGGCCUGUCAUGCAGGAGCUGUUGCUUGUAGUUCGAGAAACUCAGAACGAUGAUCUUACCAAUGUAAUUCAGAAGCUGAUUUGUGAAUACAGCCAAGAAGUAACAACAAUUGCUGUGGAAAUGACGCAGCAUCUGGCAGAGAUUUUUGGUAAAGUUCUUCAGAGUGAAGAAUAUGAAGAAAUGGAGGAUAAAACUGUUAUGGCCAUGGGGAUCCUGCAUACAAUUGACACAAUCCUAACUGUCGUGCAGGAUCACAAGGAGAUAACUCAACAGCUGGAGAGCAUUUGCCUGCAAAUCAUUGGUCUUGUCUUGCAGAAGCAUGUCAUAGAGUUCUACGAAGAAAUUCUUUCUCUGGCAUACAGCUUGACAUGCCAUCUUAUUUCACCCCAAAUGUGGCACCUCCUGGGUGUCUUAUAUGAAGUGUUUCAACAAGAUUGCUUCGAGUACUUUGCAGAUAUGAUGCCCCUAUUGCACAACUACGUCACUGUUGACACUGAUAUUUUAUUGUCAAAUUCCAAAAAUUUGGAGAUAAUUUAUACCAUGUGUAAAAAGGUCCUAACUGGUGAUGCAGGGGAAGAUGCUGAGUGCCACGCAGCCAAGCUCUUAGAGAUUAUUAUACUGCAGUGCAAAGGAAGAGGUAUUGAUCAGUGCAUUCCUCUGUUUGUAGAAGCUGUGCUUGAGCGCUUAACGCGAGGGGUUAAAACCAGCGAGCUCCGCACCAUGUGUCUCCAGGUGGCCAUUGCUGCCCUCUACUACAACCCUGAGCUCCUUUUGCACACUUUAGAGAAUAUCCGGUUUCCUCAUAACCCAGAGCCUAUCACCGCGCAGUUUAUAAACCAGUGGAUGAAUGAUACAGACUGUUUUCUUGGGCUCCAUGACAGGAAGAUGUGCAUCAUCGGACUGAGCAUCCUCAUGGGACUGCCAUCUCGACCCCCUGCUGUAGACGCUGUGUCUGCCCAGAUUGUCCCAUCAGUUCUCCUCCUGUUCCUGGGACUAAAACAAAUGUGCGCCACACCACAACAUACAGAACACGAAGAGCACAGGAAAGCUGAAAAGAAUGAUGCAGAAGAUAAUGAAGAGAUUCCAAGUGAUGAAGAGGAAGAGAAUGAAGCAAAUCAGGAGAUGCAGCAGAACCAUGCUGGGGGUGGUGGUGAUACAGGGGAUGACGAUGAUGAAGAUGACGAUGAUGAAGACUGGGAUGAUGAAGCAUUAGAAGAAACUGCUUUAGAAGGCUUCAGCACUCCUAUUGAUCUAGAAGAUGGUGUGGAUGAAUAUCAAUUCUUCACACAAGCAUUUUUAGCUGUACAAAGCCGAGAUGCUGGCUGGUAUCAUUUGUUGACUGCACCACUCAGCGCUGAUCAGAAGAUUCAGUUGCAGGAAAUCUGUGCAUUAGCUGAACUCCGGAGAAACUCAGCAGAAUCAAAGAGGAUAGAACAACAAACGGGCUUCCCAUUUGAUAACAAAGGACUGGUCUCUGGAUAUAACUUUGGCACCGCUCCAGGAAGCAACUGAAGGGAAAAGGGCUUAAAGAACUGUGCAAAAACAUUUCAUUAUUAAAAAAAAAUAUUGUGACUUAUGAACAGGGAAGGUAAUCAAGAGGCCUGCAAGUUUCCCCUUGGGGAAAAGGCAGUAUUUGACCCUCUUCCCCCUCUCAUUAAGACAUUCUUCCUAACCAGCUGCUGUAAUGUAUAAAUUCUUGUGGGUAUUUUUAUAAGUUGUUGGACUGAAAAGAAAGCAUCUGUCCCCUCUUCUUUCUCCUUAGGAAAGGGGGAGCCAGCUAUUUGGAAACCGAAUGGAAUUGCACUUCUCAGGUUUUUGCCGUGUGAAAUUGAAGGGGUUCUAUGGAUAAACAGUGCCUUCUGUUGUAUAUACGGAUUGCCCAACAAGAGAAUUUUGGAACGCCAUGCUUGUUUUCGUUUUGUUUUGUUUAAAAGAAAAGAAAGGGCAUAUGAAAGGUCAUCAUUCAUAUCUUGCUUUUCCAUACUCUGGUGUUAACUUCGUCUAAAGAAAUCAUGGCUGUAUUGUGCCCGUCACACGUUUUACAGUUAACUAUAGAAACCGUUGUUAACAUCCCUGCAUAUGUGUUGGCUUCUACAUCAUACCUCAUUGAGUUCUCAAAAAUACCUUUGCAUUCGCUGCUUGUUACCAGGUGGUGAAUUGUUUUUAAAUUCUUCUUUAGAGUGUUCAGGCUUCGUGCAGUUUUUUUUGUUUUCAGACUUGUUUACCACGGAAUCCAUCUGCAUGUUGUGAGCCUUUUGAGGUGCUCACGUUGCUUACCAUGGUCCGGCCUUAUGAAGAUUCGCACCCUACAUCUCCAAGAAUAUAGUGGCCUUAAUCUGGCAUCCCCCGUUGGGAUUAGGUUUAAGAUAGGGGUAGGAGUCUUGAUCCUAAGACAUCUGGAAAAUCCUACUUUGUAAAGCAAGAUGAGUAACUGUGAGCAGGAUUUUUUUUUUUUUUCCUUUUGCCACUGUUGACCCUCUGGAAAAAAAAAAAAUACAAGUGUUCUCCAAAACACUUUUGAAAAAGCACUGCUUUCACAGAAUUUAAUCUUCAACUCCAGGUCUUUUGAAUGUGGAUCCCAAGCUUUCCCCGGUGCUGUUGUGGGUUUUGUGUUGUUAUCAGUAAUGAGCUUGUGGACUAUGUAAAUAGUUAAUCAACUUUGUACUGUACUGUUGUUGCUUUGAACUGUUUCAAUUACAUGAUUAUCAUUCUUUUAGCCAUAUUAUGCCAUAUUAUGUGAUUUUAAACUUUCAGUAGUUGCAUCUAUAGGUCUUUGCCUUCUAGCCACAGCACUUGAGUUUGGUUUUGUUUCCCUCCUUUCCAGUUGCAACCACAGGGGAGCAAAGGAGAGGGAGGAGUCAGGUAAUGCAUACAGUGUUACUUUGUGCAGGCCCCCUUUUCUACAUGGAUCAUGACAUGGCAUACAUGCUUCCCAAAAGGGCACAGCUUGGGUCAUAACACUAUAGUGCCUGCAGGUGUCUUCCAUUCCUCCCUCCCUCCCUUCCUUCCUUCCUUCCUUCCUUCCUUCCUUCCUUCCUUCCUUCCUUCCUUCCUUCCUUCCUCCCUCCCUCCCUCCCUCCCUCCCCUUUGCCCAGGUUUUUAUAGGAGAGCAUAAGAUCACAUUCAGUGGCUUACCUUGCUGUUAGUAUGUUGUUGAGGACAACGGACUGUAUCUUUGCGUUCCAGCUGUCUUAUCUCUAAACAAGACACUGAUUAUGGUCUUGGAGCUUCUGUUCCCCACAAACCCAUUACAAACACAUCUAUUUUCCAUCAUGCACUAGUAAGCUUUCUACAUUUCUCCAAAACCAAGUUUUUUAGGAGCCUAAACUGACCAAGUUCAGGAGCCUCAAUUGGUCAAGAAAAACCCUGAGGAAAACAUCUUUUUCUGAGCUCUUUCUACUGAAAUAUCCCACGGGAGACAUUAGACAUCCCAGGCUUCAGCAUCAGGACCGCUUUCUCAAACCUGGCACCAUCCUCAUUUGUAAAGCUACAGACCCUUGGCUGGGGAUGAUGAGACUUGUAGUGCCCUAUAUCUAGAAAGUGCCCAUUUCAGGGAGGACUAUGUAAAGAUUACAUACCGAGCUUUGAAACUGUUAAGGAGAAAUACAAAGUAUGCUAGUUUGGGAAACAAGCAAGCUAAUUUUGAGGUAAGAGUUUGCUCAUCAGACCACAGUUUACUAAAUUUGGAAUAAAAGCCUUUCCUGCUUAGCUUGGCUUUUCGUAAACGAGGGAAUCAAACUCCCUUCUAAAAAUGCUAGCUUUUAAAAAGACUUUAAAUCCCAUUUUUAAAACAACUUCACACAGGACCAAAAGCAAACCUGUAUUUAAGGCAGUGAAUUUAAUUGCCGAAAGACUAUUGUUUGCAAGCACCCAACAGUCACAUUUAAAUGUGGUGCUUUGGGGAAUGCAUUUAAAACAUAUUCGAUACAAUUCUGAACAUUCUAAUUCUGAAUUAGAUUGUAAAUAUUUUGUUCCCCGCUCCCCCCAAUACAGUAGGAUAAACAUUCGCCUCCAUUUACAUUUAUUUUGGUUCUUUACUAAUUCUGUGUUUUAUAUCCCAAAGAAAUUUUCUGUAAAUGUUUUUAGCCUGUUGAAAUGGGCUAAAAUCUGGUUCUCUCAUCUGUCUUGAAUUUAUCGUUGCACAGUUGAUAGACCAGAAGCAUUUGCUGGAAAAUAUUUAAGAAAGCAAGAGGAAAAAAAGAAAAGAGAAUGUGUUGCUCUAACUCUUGGGAUUUUUGUGAAAAUAUGUUUGCAAAAGAAAGUAUAUUUUUAUUUGUUUGUAUCUAUAUGUGAAGGAAAUCCAUUUUUAAAAUACUAAGUAGCAUUUAGACUUCUGCUUCCUAGGGAUGACAGCUUGGCUUUUUAAAAAAACCUUUUAGUUUUUGCUUGUAAGAUUCUAAUCGUCUUCCAAGAUUUUGCCCAAAUUUUAUCCUAAUGCAUC
This is a messenger RNA of Pseudonaja textilis, 6160 nucleotides long. It is a transcript of the gene IPO8, whose product is annotated as importin 8. The record is from RefSeq and is a predicted model, not a curated record. Lineage: Eukaryota; Metazoa; Chordata; Lepidosauria; Squamata; Elapidae. Gene Ontology annotation, cellular component: cytosol; nuclear envelope. Gene Ontology annotation, molecular function: small GTPase binding. Gene Ontology annotation, biological process: protein import into nucleus.